AUGUUCGCCUGUGCCAAGCUCGCCCGCACACCUGCUCUGAUCCGAGCUGGAUCCAGAGUUGCAUAUAGACCAAUUUCUGCAUCAGUGUUAUCUCGACCAGAGACUAGGACUGGAGAGGGCUCUACACUGAUCCGAAGGGAGUUUCAGACCAGUGUAAUCAGCGGAGACAUUGAUACUGCUGCCAAAUUCGUUGGUGCUGGUGCUGCAGCAGUAGGAGUUGCUGGUUCUGGUGCUGGUUUUGGAACCGUCUUUGGCAGUCUUAACAUUGGUUAUGCUGGAAACCCUUCACUGAAGCAGCAGCUGUUCUCAUCUGCUAUCCCGGGAUUUGCCUUGUCUGAAGCUAUGGGUCUCUUUUGUUUGAUGGUUGCAUUCUUGAUCUUGUUUGCCAUGUAA
Grammomys surdaster is the source of this 393-nucleotide messenger RNA. RefSeq names its product ATP synthase F(0) complex subunit C3, mitochondrial-like. The record is from RefSeq and is a predicted model, not a curated record. Gene Ontology annotation, molecular function: proton transmembrane transporter activity. The transcript is spliced from 2 exons. Gene Ontology annotation, biological process: proton motive force-driven ATP synthesis; proton transmembrane transport. Lineage: Eukaryota; Metazoa; Chordata; Mammalia; Rodentia; Muridae. The coding region runs from base 1 to 393 and encodes 130 amino acids.